Messenger RNA from Seminavis robusta, 1342 nucleotides. Lineage: Eukaryota; Bacillariophyta; Bacillariophyceae; Naviculales; Naviculaceae. The record is from the annotation of a GenBank genome assembly.
CAAAUCUCCAGCUCGGAGCGAAAACGUUGUCAAGGAGCGGAGACCACUCGACUCGACGAGAACACAAUUUGCAUCAACAAGGCUAGUUCCAAGUGAGAGUGCGCCUUGGCUUGUCAGAAUUGCUACCGUCGCUAGCUAGUGGUAAUCAAAUGUCGUCAACUUUCUCCAUCAGAUUCCUACACCAACUUUUGACCAACAAUGUGGAUCACGAUAUUAUUAUCCCAGAGGAAGUCAACAUCGCAAGUGAUACCGAUCCGAGAUCCGGCACGGCCCCCAGCGAAAAUGAAGGAAACGAAGCUUGCGACGAAAACUGGCACAUCAUCCGACAACUAUUGAUUCGCAAAGCACAUGGCUUUAGGGCUGGAUUGACUUUCCUUCACCAGAGCUUUCUACCAAUGCUCUUGACUAUUGACAUUACCGCAGCAUUUCUCAAUGUGUUUGUUUCCAACUACUUUGGACACGCGCAUCACGGUCAGAGCCGUCUACGACGGCUCAUCGACGCACUUCACCUCAUCGAAGACUUUGUACGCGGCGUUGUGAACGGAAAGACCAUACAACUCCUGAUGUUCGCGGAUUGUUUCCAUCCUGGCGGGCAGUCGUCGAUGGCAGAUGAAUUGUUCAAUAGUGUCAUCCGCGCCCCGCUGCUGGAGGAAAUCAUUUUUCGUCAGAUCUGGUCGCUCCUGUACCAAAAAGUGGCAAAUACAGCGGAAGGACCCUUUACAAUGUUUGGGCACUCUUUAUUUGCGCUGUCCUCGAGCCUGUUCUUUGGACUGGGGCAUAUCUCCAACCAUACAGAUGAUUUUGAUAAGGCGCUUGUCGAUGCAUAUCCAUCCUGGCAGUCGAGAGUGGUGCGCGCACUUCCUCGAAUUCUUGUGGAUGCAAUGCAGCCUCAAACACUUCGCGAAGCACUUCCCGACGCACCACUUGCUGGCGCAGCACCCGCAGCUUUUAUUUCUAAGACGGUGGUUCUUCCCGCAUUUCUUCAAGUCUUUCAGUCUGCCGUUCAUUCACUUUGGGUGUACUCGCCCCUGUAUGAACAACAUGGUGUUGUGGCAUCAUUUGCAGCACAUGCCGCUUGGAACUUGCUUGCCACGGUUCCCGCGGUCCGAUGGGGCUACUAUAUUGUUGCUACUGCAGACUACUGGAUGCGGAUCUGCCGUGGUAACUUGGUGAGUGACGACGGAGAAGCCGAUGGAGAGGAACUCGAAGCAUUGACUGCGGAUGUUUAGGUAUUCGGGGCCUAAUGAUGGAGUACCGUACCACCAAAGCGGCGGGUGCAUGCAUGAGCAUUUUAGCCAUAUAGUGUGUUUAAAUAGUACGGUAGAGUCGUGCAGUAAUGCCU